Molecule: messenger RNA, 7486 nt
Organism: Mercenaria mercenaria
Lineage: Eukaryota; Metazoa; Mollusca; Bivalvia; Venerida; Veneridae
Product: heat shock 70 kDa protein 12B-like
Exons: 5
Coding region: 2102-3919 (605 amino acids)
Molecular function (GO): ATP-dependent protein folding chaperone; ATP binding
Source: RefSeq, a predicted model, not a curated record
ACAACAACAAACAAACAAUGUUAUGUCAUGCAAAAUUUUAUAAUUAUUAGAUCUACCGCAGUAUGUUUUUCUUUGGGGAUAAAUCUUUUUUACCCUUUGACUAUUCUAACUGCUGCCAGUUGUAGCCUUAAAUUGCUCUAACUGUCGUGCUGGUAUUUGUAGCCUUUAAGAGCUCUUACUGCUGACGCAGCUGUAGCCUUUAACUGUUCUUACUGCUGGACAGUUGUAGCCUUUAAUUGCCCUUACUGCUACCAAUCGAAGCCUUUAACUGCUCCCACUUCUGUGGCAGUCCUAGCCUUUAAACGCUCUUACUUCUGUGCCAGUUGUAGCAUUUGACUGCUCUUGCUACAACUGUGCCAGCUGUAGCCUUUUGCUUUUACUGCUACCAAUUGUAGCCUUUAACUACUCUUAAUGCUACCAACUGUAGCAUUUAGCUGCUCUUACUGCAGCGGCAGGUGUAGCCUUUAACGGAUCUUUACUGCUGGAAGUUGUGACCCUUGACUGCUCUUGCUUGCUACUGUGCAAAUUGUAGCAUCCAAGUGGUCUUACUGCUACCAGAUGUAGCCUUUAACUGCUCUUAAUGCUACCAAAUGAAGCCUUUAACUGCUUUUACUGCUGUGGCAGGUGCUGUAUGAUUUUUUUCUUUAAAUGGAUCUUACUGCUGCAAGUUGUAGCCUUUAACAGUUCUUACUGCUGUGCAAGUUGCAGCCUUUGACAGCUCUAACUGCUGCCAGUUGUAGCAUUUAAAUGCUCUUACUGCUGCCAAUCUCAAUUGUUGCAGUUAACAGCUGUAACAUAUGCAGAUAAGUGCAAACGUCGACAAUUGAAAUGAAAUGGAUUUGACCAAAAGGUGAAAAGUGUGUUGUAGUAAUGUAGUAAUAGAUGUAGUAACAAAAUAUAUACGUAGAUCUAUAACUUCAAAAUCAAAAUCAAUAAUUUUGGGAUAUAAUCUUGCAAAAGCUUAAUUUUCAAUUGACCUAAGAGAGGCACAAAUACAAAUAAUUGUAAAUGUUGUAUCAUCAAAGAGAGACGUGCAAAAGUAGGAUAGAAAAAAUAGUAUCUGGUCACUUAAAUAUCAAACAAGCAAGGUUUAAUUAAGGAUGAUUAACUGUGAAAACUUAAAGUUAGAUUAUACAAGAAAAAAAAACACAUAACGUUUUAGUGUAUAUCUAUAGACAGUCUGUGAACAUAGUUUCAAAUGUAUGAAUUUACAGGUUUGAGUGUAUGGAAUAUGCUAAAUUUACAUUUGUCCUCAGCAUCACAGCUUUAAAUUAAUUGUAUUGCUUAUAGUAUGCAUAAAUAAAGAUCAGAUCAUUUGUAAACUUAAGCCAUCUUUUGCCGACUCUUUUUUUUUUACAUUUUUAGGUAAAAUCGUAGUCAAAAGAAAUGAUUGAAACUCACAAAGCUUUGUUACUAUUUCGUUACAAAUAAAUAAAUGUCAUUUUGUCAAAUGCAAGAGCAAUGAUCCUGCUCCUACUGACUGAAUCCACAGAUCUGCACAAGCACAACUUUCAAAUACAAAUAUAUAUAGUUCGCAUAGUCUAUUUUACCAAAGUCAAUGCCUGUCAUUUAUCUCUUAGGCCUACUGAUGGAAUCUUAGGUUGAAUCUCCGGUGCAGUUAUUCUUUCCGAACACAUAGUUUCAUUAUUUUAUAACUUAAGGAUAUGAUUAAACAUAACAACCCUAAACGGAGUUACAGUUCUUAGGUUACAAGUUUAUCUAUACAAAGUGAUCAUUGCUAUAUAACUAUGAUAACUUGUGCCUACUGGUCCUGCUGAGCAACGUGUCUUGAAAGACUGAGUAUGGAUAAGGGUAAUCUUGACUUUUCAAAUGUAAUUGCUCUGCUUCAAAAUCUGAAAUUGUUACCUUUGGAUAGAAUAGAAAUAGCCCAAUCUCAGUAGAAGACCAGGGCGCAUUUUAAGUUGAAAAAGUGUUUAAAUUCCGUUUUAUAUUUUUUUCUGUACACGAUGGCGAGUGAUUUAUUUCUCGAGGAUGAAAAUUUUGAUGAAGUGAUUUCGAAGAACCAUUAAUUGAUUGGCAUGGCCUUAUAGAAUGUUAGUUUUACCUAGAGUUUCGUUUCUUCUUCAUAGAAUCCGCACUAAUGAAUUUACUUCCUGGCAGCCAUUUUGACGCAGAGCGUAAAAUGGCGAGCGAUAUUUUAGUCGCGUCAAUAGACUUUGGGACUACAUUCUCUGGCUGGGCGAUAUUGUUUGCUCACGAAUUUGAAUCUGAACCCACGAAAGGAUUCGUGAAACAAUGGCAUUCGAGUGGCACACUGAUCACAGAGAAAACGCCGACAGUGGUACUGAUAAAGCCAGAUGGUCAAACACUAGAAGCUUUUGGUUAUGAUGCUGAAAACAGAUAUAAGGAAUUGAUAGACGAAGAGGAGCAUGAAGAUUACUACUACUUUCAGCGAUUUAAAAUGAAGCUUCAUAAACAACUAGGAGAGAACAUCAACUUGGACAUGACACUGAAAGAUGAAAUGGGUCGUAAGUUACCAGCAAUUGAUGUAUUUUCCUUGGCAAUUAAGUUCCUGGUAGAUGAUAUGCAUACAGUGGUUAAGGACAAGAUUGCAGGGUCAAUCAAGAGGUCAGAGGUACACUGGGUCAUUACUGUUCCCGCAAUUUGGACAGACUCCGCCAAGCAAUUCAUGAGAAAAGCUGGAGAAAAUGCUGGUAUUGCCGCUGACAAAUUGAGUAUCGCGCUUGAACCAGAAGCAGCUUCUCUUUUUUGCCGCCAUCUAUCAGUUGAUAAACGAGUAGACACUACAGGCAUAGCAAUAGCCUCUUUUCCAGCCGGAACUAAGUACAUGGUUCUCGAUGCAGGAGGUGGAACAAUAGAUAUCACAGUUCAUGAAGUUCAGCCUACUGGCACAGUCAAAGAGAUAAAAGCUGCAAGCGGUGGUGGCUGGGGUGGAACUCUUGUUGAUGAAGCUUUUGAAAAAUUGCUCAUUGAUAUUGUUGGCAAGAAUGUUUACAAAGAAUUCAAACAAGACCAGACGGAGGACUGGCUGGACCUCUGGCGUGAUUUUGAAAUUAAGAAGAGAAACGUGAGUCCAAAAAUGCCGAAUACAAAAGGACAACAGCAAAAGCGAGAACAAAAAGUAGUUGCAAUGAGGGUUCCUGUGUCUAUAUGCAAAGUCUACGAAAGAAAAUGCGGAAAAAGCUUGGCAAAAGCUGUUGAGUCUUCUUCUUAUGGGAACAAUGUUCAUUUUGUUGGCGACAAAAUGAAGUUUGACGUAGAAGUAUUUAGGAAGCUCUUCGAUACAUCCUUGUCAAAAACUAUUCAACAUACUGAAAAUCUCCUCCGUGAUCGAGCUGUUCGCGACAUUAGGGCAAUAUUGAUGGUAGGAGGCUUUUCGGAGUCGCCGAUGCUGCAAGAGAAGGUGAAAUCUUCAUUUCCAGGUAUUGAUGUCAUAAUACCUGCAGAAGCUUCAUCUUCUAUAAUGAGGGGUGCGUUGAUCUUCGGUCAUAGUCCAAAAUCUAUCUCGGAAAGGGUGUUAAAGUAUACAUAUGGGGUGGAAAUGUAUACUACUUUUAUUAAAGGUAAGCAUCCCGAAAGUAAGCGAGUAAUGAAGGAUUCUGGACCAGAAUGCAAACAUGUGUUUCAUAAGCAUGUCGAAAGAAACCAAGUUGUCAAAGUUGGCGAACCCCAAGUCACUCACCAAUAUACUCCUGUGGAUAGGGAUCAAAAGUCAAUGAGGUUCCCUGUGUUUGCGUCCGAGCUUAAAGAUCCACAGUAUACUGAUGUCGGGUGCAAAUAUGUCGGAGAAAUGUCAGUAAACCUGCCUGAUCACGAUGGGGACUUAAGUCGUGCAGUGAAUCUUUCCCUUACUUUUAGCGGCACAGAGAUUGAAGUGACAGGCAUAGAUGAAAAAACAGGAGAGGAGACAAAAUCUUCAAUAAACUUUCUCGGAUAGACAUAACUGAAACAUAGAGAUACAAAGGAUCAAAUCUAGGUCAUUUCAUUCAAAAUUUUCAGAUGUUUUAGCUCACCUGAGCCAAAGGCUCAAGGUCAGCUUUUGUGACCACAUGAUAUCCGUCGUCCAUCGUGCAUCGUGCACCGUGUGUCUGUCAACAAUUUCUUUUCUGCACGAUAGUGUUUUCAUUUAUAAUUUGAUAUAACCAAGCUAACACACAACUUGUAUCACCAUUAGAUCUCGGUUCUUCUCUUGAACCAGCCAUAUUUCAUGAAGGCUUCUAGAGUUAAGACCCCUGAAAGGGCACAAAUUGGCUAUUUUUUUGUUGUUGUCUUCACGAUAGUGGAGUAUAGUGCACGCAACUUGUAUCACCAUAAGAUCUCGGUUCCUUUUUUUCUUUAACCAGCCAUAUUCCUCGAUGGUUUCUAGAGUUACGGCCCCUUAAAUGGCCAGAAAUUGACUAUUUAGUCUUUUUUGCACAAUAGCAGUUUCAUUUUAUAAUUGGAUUUUAACCAGACUUGCACACUAGUUGUAUCACCAUACGAUCCCGGUUCCUUUCUUGAACCGGCCAUAUUCCACUAUGGGUUUCAGAGUUAGGAACCCUGAAAGGGCCAGUAAUUGGCUCUUUUGGUUUGUCUGCACAAAAGCGGUUUCAUUUAUAAUUGGAAUUUAACUAAACUUGCACACAACUUGUAUUACCAUAAGAUCUCGGUUCCUUUAUUAAACCAGCCAUAUUUCACAAUGGGUUCCAGAGUUAAGGGCCACUGAAAGGGUAGAAAAAAUUGGCUAUUUUGGUGAUUUCCAUAUUCAAAGAAAACAUAGCUUUCUACAGAAUUGAAAUUUCUGAACAUCACACAAACUCCAUGUCCAUACUUGUAAAUUAGCAGUGCUCAGUACUCAUGGUUAGGUCUUGUGAUCACGCUGUGUCCGCCGUCCGUCCGUCAAGUUGUCCGUCUGUCGCCAACAAUUGUUAUUAAAUGGCAUCUCCUCCAAAACCACUGAAUGGAUUUUGACGAAACUUUGCGAGGAUGUUACUUGGAUGGUCCUCUACCAAAGUUGUUCAAACGAUUCCGCUUGGUUACACAUAGGGGGCCACCAAAGCUAAAAAUAGAAAAAUCUUCAAACGACAUUUCCUCCUAAAUGUUCAAGUAAGAAGGUUCAAUUGAACACACAUUUUCCUCUCGCAUAUGAAACGGCGGGUCUGAAUUAACAUAUUAAAAUUCUCGAAUGGUGGAACUGUUUUCAUUUGUGAAAGGACCAGUACAAAAUUUGACUAGGUGUCUGAUCUACACUCCGAGUUUUAUUUAAAACUCCUACCUGCCAAAACAACGACUAAAAAGACGUAACCAGCUACCGUAAUAUGUGUUUAGUGAUUGAAAGGUCGAUUAAUAUUUGGUUUGUUUUCAAAAAUAGACAGACAAAAAGCAUAUAAUUUUCGAAAAGAUCAAAAGGAUUACGCUAAAUUUGAGUUUUAAGGCCUUUUCCUACUUCAGGGAGUAGGGGUGCAUUUUGACUAGAACCCACACGUUCAAGUUCAUUUAGGCGUAGAAAAAGUGUUUGUUUCCGGUAUCCCGACCUACCCUAAAUUUUUGUCCCUACCCUAAAUGUUUUUAUGGCCUUGGAGAAUAAUUUUUUCAACUUUUUGACAAAACUGCACUUUUUAUGCUUUAAACAUGGUUAGUGAUGUGAAAAAUCCACUUCCUGAUGCUCUAAAGGCAUAACCCCCUUAUUUGUAUUCAUUUUUUGACACAAAAAUAAUUUCCGAAAAGUCUCCCUUAAUAAAAAAAAUUCCAAAAAAAAAAAAAUUUUCCUACCUACCUACCCUAAUUUUUUUGAGCAUGUUACCGGAAACAAAGAAUUUUUUUAGGCCUUAUGCACGCUGCAAAUAUCUUCAAGCAAGUGUGGUUCCUUUAGGAUGUUGUAUAUAUUUCUUUCGUUGAAACAACAGAAGAGUUGUACAGUAUAGUAUAGUACGGUAAAGUAUAGUAUAGCAUAUGUGCUAACAUACAUGUAUUCAAGAUAAUUCGACGCCGCCCUGAAGGCGGUGUCGAGUAUAUGGGAUACACUUUUAUUUCGGACCCUGUAAAGAUGGUAAUGAAUAGUAUCGGAGUGAUAAACUGAACACAGUGAAUAGUUUGUAAAAGGAUCAACGAUAUUGCACAAUACAUUUGGUAUCAAGUCAACUCGUCCCCUAGUCAACUCGUCCCCAGUCAACUCGUCCCCGAUUUGGUCAUUUCGUCCCCCAAAAUUGGUCAUUUCGUCCCCCUCAUGAUAAAAUUUGGUCAACUCGUCCCGAUUUUGGUCAACUCGUCCCCCUUUUGGUCAAUUCUUCCCCUUUUUAGAAAUUUUGUCCCCCUUAAUAUUUUAGGCAUUUUUGCUUUUUUGACUUUGAAAACUUUUAUUUAAAAUCAUCGUGAGUUUUGAAGGAGUUAUAUUAGAAAUAAUUAACUUUAAAUAAUUAGGUUUGAUAAAAUAGUAAAAGAAAUAUACUGAAAAUAUAAGACAAUUAACUGAAAUAAAAUAUGAAAAAAUAAAUACAAUGCCCUUAGUAUUUUAAAUAUAAUAUAUUAGAAAAUCUAAUUAACUUUUUAAAAAUCAUAGUAAGAAUAGAGAGAGCAAUAAAUCCUUACCUCUGGUCAUAAUAAAAGAAAGUUUUAAUUAGAAAUUAAAUAAAGAAUAAAUAAACAACUAAUAUCUGUCACAUAUGUUUUACUAAAAAUAACCAACAUGCUAUUUAUCCAUUUUUGUCAUUAAAAUAAAAAAAGAAAUACUUAAAUACUUCAAAAGUAGGGAGACAGUGGUUUCUAAAAAAAAAGUAGAAUGAGCAUAUACCUGCAUACGAGGUGUUAAAGGUUAUUAAUCACAUUAAAAGGCCUUGAUUGGGCUGAUUGGAAGGUGUUAAUGGUAUUUAAUUGCAUGAGAAGUUGUUGAUUGACUGAAUGAAAUGUGUCAAAAUUUUCCCCUAGUAGAAAUAAAUGUGUUAAUAGUUGAUUGGAGUGAGGAAAGUAUUUGUUAUAAAAAAAAAGUUUAAUAAAAAAAGUUUAAUCUUAUUCAAGAGUUUGAAAAUAAGCAGCAUCAAAUACGGACAUUUAAACAGCAAUCAUGUUAUCCAACAUAGCAGACUUACAAAAACAAAGAAAAAAAACCCCAGAAAAUCCUCCUUGUUAAAUCGAUCAUUUUUAAAGCAAAAAAGUUCUUAAAACAAACGAAAACUUAUGUACAUUUUUAGCAUAAAAUAUACUUAUUUGAAAGAAAAAACCGUCUUAAUUUAUUAUACUUUGAUUUUUUUUCAAAAAUACGUUUUAAAAAGGGGGGCCGAAAAGGGGGGACGAAAUGACCAAUUUGAAAUCGCAUUUUAGUGAAUAAACAAAAAAAUGGCAAAAAGAAAACAUAAAAUAUAUAUGUAAUGCAACUUAUUAUGUGAUUUAAAACAAUGCUAUCUGUCUUUCCUCUCCUUAUUUGUAGAGCAGAACAUAUUUUUUUAUUUAUAAUUUCGUCAAAAAUGUUGAUCCGAUUUAUUGAUAAGGGAGAUUACUCUGUAAGUCAAGUUUUCUAUUUCUAUUCUUA